CCGCUGUGUCUGUUCGAGAGAGAGAGUGUGUCUGCGUGUGCGUGCGUGCGUGUGUGUGUGUGUGUGUGUGUGUGUAGUUACCAUUACCAUUUUAUUAUGUGUGUGUCUUAUAUUACAGCCAUGCUGAACAUCAGCGGCCAGAGAGAGAGGAGAAGGGAGGAAAAGCCUGUUUACACAGACUGCAAACCGCCUGGGGAAUAGUGCAGUAAAGGAAGUGAGCCGGCUCUCUGUCUGACUGCUCCAACUUCCUGCUCUCUCUCACACACACACAGCAGAAAAAAAGAGAGAGAGAGAGAGAAGGAGAGAGGGAGAGAGAGAGAGGAAAGAGAGAGAGAGAGAGAGAGUGAAAGAAAAAAAGGGGGAAAAAGCAGGAUCUCAUUACAACAGAAACAGACCGUUCGCAGACGCCUGUCAGCAUGGAAAAUCAGGGGAUUUUACUUAGUUCCUCUUAAAAUAUCGCCCAGCAGAAGAAUUGGUGAAAGCUCAUCCGACAUCUGGGUAUGGAGAGUGCAAUCACACUGUGGCAGUUCCUGUUGCAGUUGCUGCUGGACCAGAAGCAUGAGCACUUAAUCUGUUGGACAUCCAACGAUGGUGAAUUCAAACUCCUUAAGGCGGAAGAAGUGGCCAAACUGUGGGGACUACGGAAGAACAAGACGAACAUGAACUACGAUAAGCUGAGCCGCGCCCUGCGGUACUAUUACGAUAAGAACAUCAUCAAGAAGGUGAUCGGCCAGAAGUUCGUGUACAAGUUCGUCUCCUUCCCGGAGAUUCUCAAGAUGGACCCUCACGCCGUGGAGCUGAGUCGGGAGAGCCUCCUGCUGCAGGAGGCCGAGUGCAAGGUGCCCGCCGAGGCGCGGGAGGCGCCCAAGCACGGGCUGCCGGCCCUCAAGAGCGCCGGCCGCAACGAGUACCUGCACUCGGGCCUCUACUCCUCCUUCACCAUUAACUCCCUGCAGAGCCCGCCGGACACUUUUAAGCCCAUCAAAACGGAGAAGCUGGAGGAGCCGCCGGACGGGGGCGCUCCUCCGCUGGACGAGGUCAGGACGGUCAUCAGGUUUGUGACUAACAAGGCCGAGAAGCCCGCCAUGAGGCCCGCGGUGACUCUGCCCUCCACCUCGGAGGCCGCGGCCGCCUCGGCCUUCUUGGCCUCCUCCGUCUCGGCCAAGCUCUCCUCGCUGAUGCUGCCCGGCGCGGCCAGCGUCUCCUCCGCCUCCCCGGCCUCCUCCCGCUCCCCUUCCCUGUCGCCCGCCUCCCCGCUGCCCUCUGACCCCCGGGGCCUCUUCCUCGAGUCCGGCUGCCGGGAUUCGGACUCUCUGGAGCCGCUCAACCUGUCCUCGGGCUCCAAGACGAAGCCUCCGUCCCUCCCCCCGAAGGCUAAAAAACCCAAAGGUCUGGAGAUCUCCGCCCCGCCGCUGGUGCUGUCCGGCAGCGACCUGGGCUCCAUCGCCCUCAACAGCCCCGCCCUCCCCUCGGGGUCUCUCACGCCGGCCUUCUUCACCGCACAGAGUCCAAAUGGAUUGCUGCUGACGCCCAGCCCGCUGCUGUCUAGCAUUCACUUCUGGAGCAGCCUGAGCCCCGUGGCCCCCCUGAGUUCUGCCCAGCUGCAAGGACCCAACACUUUGUUCCAGUUUCCAACUCUGCUCAACGGCCACAUACCAGUGCCAAUCCCCAGCCUGGAUAGAGCCUCUUCCCCAGGACUGCUUUCUUCAAAUGCUCAGAAAUCCUGAUGAUCUCUCUGCAUAAAAGGACUCAUUAAUUGAUAUAAGAAGAAAUCCACCCCAACGGGCCAAUUUUCCUGUGUCGUGACAAGGACAUUGUGAAACCCUGUUACUUUGGUUUGCACUUUCCAUUACUUGGAUAGUCUAGUUUGUUGAGUUAGCAUUUUUCGACAGUUUAUAUAUAUAUGUAUCAGUGUGUGUGUAUAUAUAUAUAAACCUGUUUUGCAUUAAAUGAUUUUUUUUCAUGUUUUUAUAUUCUCUUAGCUCUCAAGUGUUGAACACUGUUGACAGUGAAGAACUUUUCUUAAUGGAUUUCAUUGUAUCUAAUAAGGAUGUGAAGCUUCCCCCCAUCCCCUUAAUUCUGCACUGUGCUUAUAUACACUAUAACCGGCUGUGCCUUCCUUUGCAUAAUGUUUAAUGUUAUGUAAAUGAUUUAUAUAUUUUCUAGUAUAAGAUAAAAUGGUUGAAAGAAAAAAUUUAGUAUCCAACGGCGCUAUGGUAGUGUUGCAUUAUUUUUCACAAGUAGGCAAUAUGAAAGCACAUUCAUAUAACUUUUUACUUCGUGCUUUCAAAUUGUAUACAAAAUUGCCUUAUAAUUUUUUGAACUGAAAGACAAUAGUAAAUCUGUCUAAGGUAAUGAGUUUUUUAUUAAAAAAAAAAAAAAAAAAAAAAGAAUAAACCAAGCCAUAUUUA
Messenger RNA from Sarcophilus harrisii (Tasmanian devil), 2411 nucleotides. RefSeq names its product ETS transcription factor ELK3 (gene ELK3). The transcript has 5 exons. Bases 501 to 1727 code for a protein of 408 amino acids. Gene Ontology annotation, cellular component: nucleus. Gene Ontology annotation, biological process: regulation of transcription by RNA polymerase II; cell differentiation. Gene Ontology annotation, molecular function: DNA-binding transcription factor activity, RNA polymerase II-specific; sequence-specific DNA binding. Lineage: Eukaryota; Metazoa; Chordata; Mammalia; Dasyuromorphia; Dasyuridae. The record is from RefSeq and is a predicted model, not a curated record.